This is a messenger RNA of Papilio machaon (common yellow swallowtail), 706 nucleotides long. It is a transcript of the gene Mthfs, whose product is annotated as 5-formyltetrahydrofolate cyclo-ligase. Bases 68 to 670 code for a protein of 200 amino acids. Gene Ontology annotation, biological process: folic acid-containing compound biosynthetic process; tetrahydrofolate interconversion. The record is from RefSeq and is a predicted model, not a curated record. Gene Ontology annotation, molecular function: 5-formyltetrahydrofolate cyclo-ligase activity. Gene Ontology annotation, cellular component: mitochondrion. NCBI's taxonomy places the organism in Eukaryota, Metazoa, Arthropoda, Insecta, Lepidoptera, Papilionidae. The transcript is spliced from 5 exons.
GGAGCUCUUCUCAGCAUCACCAUUCACUAAAAUCACUGCGGCAGAUUACUGCCUGGGAACUCUAUAUAUGAACUUUAUCACAAUGAGUAAACUAACCCCUAAUCCUGCCAAAGUGCUCAUACGCGAGCAAGUUGCCGCCAGGAUCGCGGCUCUAUCCACCGAAGAAAAGAAGAGGCAAUCCAAAAUUGUUUAUGAUAAGAUUGUAAACCAUCCGUGUUACAUAAAAGCGAAGAAUGUAGCGAUAUUCAUGAGCACGGAUCAGGAAGUUGACACUGCGCCUAUAAUCGCUGAUAUAAAAGCUAAAGGUGGCGCUGCGUUCGUGCCGCAGUACGCGGGAGGCAUAAUGAGGAUGCUCAAGCUGGAGACAGGCGAUGAAUCGGCCAUGCCCCUCACUAGGCACGGCAUACAGCAGCACAGCAAGGACCAGGUCAGGGAUGAUGCUCUAGAUAUAGGUCUAGAUCUGAUCAUAGCACCGGGAGUUGCGUUCAGUCGGAGCGGUGGCAGAGUGGGUCAUGGCGGUGGGUACUAUGACAAGUACAUCAGCAAACUACGACAAAAUCCUAACACAGCGCCCAAAGUGGUAGCAAUAGGCUUCAAAUGCCAAGUUCUUGAUGACGUACCCAUGGACUCUCAGGACCAGAAGAUUGAUGACGUAAUCUUCGCUGACUGACAUUUUACAUAGUAAAAUUUCUAUUAAAUUAAUAUU